CAUCCGUCGAAUCUUAUGCUGGAUCGAUUGACUGGAAAAAUCGUGCACAUAGAUUUUGGUGAUUGUUUUGAUGUGGCCAUGACUAGGGAGAAGUUCCCCGAGAAAAUUCCAUUCCGAUUAACUCGAAUGCUCGUGAAGGCCAUGGAAGUUACUGGAAUUGAAGGCAAUUACCGUUUCACUUGCGAAAGAGUGUUGCGGCUACUCCGUGCCAAUCGCGAAAGUCUCUUAGCGGUCUUGGAAGCUUUCGUUUACGACCCUGUCAUUAGCUGGAGAUUACUUGAAGGAACAAAACGUGUCCCUGGUGAGAAGCACGACGUAACUAGGAGAAAAACUCUGCAGGAAGCUCCUCGUAUUGUCAGAGAACGAGUCAUUGAUCGAAUCAAGCACAAAUUAGCGGGUAUGAAGAGUAACGUUUCAGGUAGCGAGUUUGGAACUGGCGAGGUGGGUGUGCAGGAACAAAUUGACCGACUGGUCGAACAGGCUACACUCCACGAGAAUCUGUGCCAGUGCUACAUAGGGUGGUGCCCGUUCUGGUAG
Molecule: messenger RNA, 537 nt
Organism: Strongylus vulgaris
Lineage: Eukaryota; Metazoa; Nematoda; Chromadorea; Rhabditida; Strongylidae
Source: the annotation of a GenBank genome assembly